Molecule: messenger RNA, 210 nt
Organism: Penicillium longicatenatum
Lineage: Eukaryota; Fungi; Ascomycota; Eurotiomycetes; Eurotiales; Aspergillaceae
Exons: 1
Coding region: 1-210 (69 amino acids)
Source: RefSeq, a predicted model, not a curated record
AUGGCCAUUCACGGUUGUCGGCCCCCAACAGCACGAGAGGCUCAAGGCAUGUCCGAAGCCCGCUGCCCACGAGGGAAACAGACCAUGUAUAAGCGGGAAAUCGGCAAAAGCACGGAGCACCGCACUGAUCCUGUUUGGACUUUUAAUCUUAGAAAAGCCGGGCAGGCAAGUCAAGCCAAGACCAAGAAAAGACAUGGCCGCAAGGACUAG